Messenger RNA from Prorocentrum cordatum, 600 nucleotides. NCBI's taxonomy places the organism in Eukaryota, Dinophyceae, Prorocentrales, Prorocentraceae. The record is from the annotation of a GenBank genome assembly.
AUGGCCCUGGGGUCGGCGCUGACGCUCGUGUCGUUUGCCCUUUACUGCUGCUGCGCGUGCACGGUGCGGCGACUUUGCUGCCACCACAAGGGCGGCGACCUGCUGGACGCCUCCGACAGCGACGAGGAGUCGAAACCCACGCUCGCGCUCACCGACGGGCGCACGCCGCAGCCCUACCAGGGCGUGCUCCAGGACAGCGAGCUCGCGGCCUUACUCGCCGACAUCGACGAGGAGGACCCCUUGAGCGGCGAAUGCUCACUGGACCUCGCAGUUUCGGCCCCACGAGCCCGAAGAGCAGCGCCGCCCAGCGAGAAGAGGCGGCGCGGGAGUUGGAUCGCGUCCUCAGCGCCAAGAGCGCGCGGGAGAUCUUCGGCAACGGGGGCUCUGGCGAGCGGAGGGCGCAGUUCCACCGCCUGGUGCGCCUUCUCCACCCCGACAAGAAGGUGGUGGAGGGCCAGCGCGCCUCCCUGGCGCUGCGGCGCGUCGUGGAGGGUGCUACCGGUCUCUCUCCGACGCCAGCUAGUGGGGCCCGCGCUCGCGGGAGCAGUCCUCGGAGCGGCGGUUGCGCGGCAGGGACCCGAGGCACGGCCCUCGUUUGGC